AUGAAAUUUUAUAAUGUCUACAUAGACUGUGUAUCUGUGCUUACUAUAUAUGUGCUUGAUGUUUUAGUUGACACCUCUAGCAUAUUAUCUUCUUUCCAGGAACGACUUGAGCGUCUCCAUAACGAGUUCAAUGGGCAAGUUAAUAAUCUACAGAGUGAACUGACUGAUAUAAAAGAUAUUAAAGAAGACCUUACACGUUAUAUCAGGGAGCUAGAGCAAGCCAACGAUGAUUUAGAACGAGCUAAAAGAGCAACAGUAACUUCAUUAGAAGACUUUGAGUCUCGGCUAAAUUUAGCUAUAGAGCGCAAUGCCUUCUUGGAGUCAGAGCUGGAUGAAAAGGAGGAUCUGAAAGUGACUGUACAGCGACUGAAGGAUGAAGCAAGAGGUAAGGAUCUUGUUAGAGUUGUUCACUAGGUGAUGAUUGGAAAG
Molecule: messenger RNA, 429 nt
Organism: Homarus americanus (American lobster)
Lineage: Eukaryota; Metazoa; Arthropoda; Malacostraca; Decapoda; Nephropidae
Product: nuclear distribution protein nudE-like 1-A
Exons: 3
Coding region: 1-414 (137 amino acids)
Biological process (GO): centrosome localization; cell migration; mitotic centrosome separation
Cellular component (GO): kinesin complex; centrosome; kinetochore
Molecular function (GO): microtubule binding
Source: RefSeq, a predicted model, not a curated record